GCCGCACUGUUUGCGCUCGGGCAGAAAUCUGGCCAGGGAAGGAGCCUGUCCGGGCAGAGAGGAGCGCCCUCCUGCCACGUGAGAGGCCGGCAGACGGAAGCAAGAACGAACGAUACACCCCUCGCCUGGCGCCUGAGGAAUGUGAAGCAGUAAAUAGAAUGGAUCCAUUAUCAGGUGCCAGAUCAAUUGAUGUUUGUGUGGAGGGAAUGACAUGCAAUUCUUGUGUACAGACUAUCGAGCAGCAUAUUGGAAAACUAAAUGGGGUUCACCACAUUAAAGUUUCACUGGAAAAUAAGAAUGCAGCCAUUAUUUAUAACCCCCAAAAGCAAACUCCACAAUCACUACAAGAAGCUAUAGAUGACAUGGGAUUUGAUGCUACACUUGCUAAUGCAAACUCUAAACCUGUUUUAGCAGACACCAUUUUUCUUACAAUACCAGCUCAAUCAGCAUUGACAUGUGAAGAAAUCCGUACCAACCUCCUGCAAACGAAGGGCAUCUUGGAUGUGAAAAGCUCUUCCGACAGAAAGUCUGUAGUUGUAACAUUUGUCUCCUCUAUUAUAAAUGGCAAGCAGAUCAACCAAAUAGUGCCAAGAUUCAGUUCAGAGAAUGUAGUGCAUGAAAUGAAUCCUGGUAUGUCAGAAGAUUCAAAUUUACUCCAAACAAGCGAUGUUGCAUUAAGGAUGAAAGUAGAGGGGAUGACCUGCCAUUCUUGCACUAGCACUAUUGAAGGAAAGAUUGGGAAACUGCAAGGUGUCACACGCAUUAAAGUCUCCCUGGACAAUCAGGAAGCUGUGGUGGUUUAUCAGCCUCAUCUCAUCACAUCAGAGGAAAUAAAAAACCAAAUAGAAGCUGCCGGUUUCACGGCAUCAAUAAAGAAGCAGCCUAAGCCCCUCAAACUUGGUGCUAUUGAUGUAGAGCGGCUGAAGAACACACAAACCAAAUGCUCAGAAAAAGCUCCGCAAGAAUCUCCAGAAUACACACAAUGUUUGAAGACCAUAACAUUCCGAGUUGAUGGCAUGCACUGCAAUUCAUGUGUCUUCAAUAUUCAAAGUAGCAUAUCAGCACUCCCUGCAGUAACUAGUAUAGUGGUUUCUUUGGAGGAAAAAUCUGCCACUGUAAAGUACAAUCCCAGCCUAAUCAGCAUAGGUGCACUGAGAAGAGCCAUAGAAGCAGUAUCCCCAGAAACCUUUAAGGUCAGCCUUUUUGACGGACAUGAAAACGCUGCUCUUCUGAACACACCUAAAUCUCCACUGAAAUCUCCAAGAGCUGUCAACAGCAUCAUGCACCAUCCCUUGACAUGUGUUACUGUGAUAAAUAUAGAAGGAAUGACCUGCAAUUCUUGUGUACAGUCAAUUGAGAGAGUAAUUUCCCAGAGGCCAGGAGUGAAGGCAAUACAUGUAUCUCUUCUGAACCAUAAUGGGACUAUAGAAUAUGACCCCAUGCAGACCUCUCCAGAUGACUUAAGGAAUGGCAUUGAGGAUAUGGGUUUUGAUGCAUCCUUAACAGGACCCACAAGCACAGAACCUUUUGUGCUAAUAACUCAGCCCUCACAGGAAAGGCUGGCAGAAUCUCAGGAUAAUAAACACUUCAAAAUGGAAGCUCACUCCAACCUCUCCCCUGUCCACAAUAAGCAGGAUGCAAAUGCACCUUCCAAGUGUUACAUUCAAGUCACUGGCAUGACGUGUGCUUCCUGUGUGGCAAACAUUGAAAGGAAUCUGAAGAGAGAAGAUGGAAUACACUCUGUUCUUGUUGCUCUAAUGGCUGGGAAGGCAGAAGUGAGGUAUAAUCCUUCCAUCAUCCAGCCAUCAGCUGUAGCGGAAUUGAUUAGGGAGCUGGGAUUUGGAGCUACAGUUCUGGAGAACUAUGAUGAAGGAGAUGGCAUCCUGGAACUUGUCGUGAGAGGAAUGACAUGUGCCUCAUGUGUUCAUAAAAUAGAAUCCACACUUAUGAAAACAAAAGGGGUUCUGUACAGCUCUGUAGCACUUGCAACAAAUAAAGCACAUAUUAAGUAUGAUCCUGAGAUAGUUGGCCCAAGAGAUAUUAUACGGAUUAUAGAGAAUUUAGGAUUUAAUGCUGUGCUGGUGAAGAAAGAUAGAUCUGCUAGUCACUUAGAUCACAAACAGGAGAUAAGGCAAUGGAAACGAUCCUUCCUCGUAAGCCUAAUUUUCUGCAUUCCUGUAAUGGGGCUGAUGAUUUACAUGAUGGUUAUAGACAGCCAGAUGUCAUCCAUGCACAAGAUGGUAAACAUGACCAAAGAAGAAAUGGAAGCAUAUCAUUCAUCAAUGUUCUUAGAGCGCCAGAUCCUUCCUGGCUUGUCUGUUAUGAAUUUGCUCUCCUUUCUGUUGUGUGUCCCUGUGCAGUUAUUUGGUGGCUGGUAUUUCUACAUCCAAGCUUACAAAGCACUGAAGCAUAAGACUGCCAAUAUGGAUGUGCUGAUCGUUUUGGCGACCACCAUUGCAUUUGCCUACUCCUUUGUUAUUCUUUUGGUUGCAAUGGUUGAGAGGGCAAAAGUCAACCCUGUGACUUUCUUUGACACACCACCCAUGCUCUUUGUAUUCAUUGCAUUGGGGCGAUGGCUGGAGCACGUGGCCAAGGGUAAAACAUCAGAAGCCCUUGCAAAACUAAUUUCACUACAAGCAACAGAAGCAACUAUUGUUACUUUAGGCCCAGACAACAUCCUCUUGAGUGAAGAGCAAGUUGAUGUUGAGCUGGUUCAGCGUGGUGACAUUGUCAAAGUGAUUCCAGGAGGCAAGUUUCCAGUGGACGGCCGUGUUCUUGAGGGACAUUCUAUGGUGGAUGAAUCACUCAUCACAGGUGAAGCUAUGCCUGUGACUAAAAAACCUGGCAGUACAGUCAUUGCAGGCUCUAUUAACCAGAAUGGAUCACUGCUGAUCUCUGCAACCCAUGUUGGAUGUGACACUACUCUCUCCCAGAUCGUCAAACUUGUGGAAGAAGCACAGACAUCCAAGGCUCCAAUUCAGCAGUUUGCAGACAAACUUAGUGGCUACUUCGUUCCAUUUAUUGUUGGUGUUUCUGUGCUUACACUUUUUGCCUGGAUAGUGAUCGGAUUUGUGGAUUUCGACAUUGUGGAAACCUAUUUUCUUGGGUACAAUAAGAGCAUUUCUAGAGACGAAGUGAUAAUCCGCUUUGCUUUCCAAGCCUCCAUUACAGUGCUUUGUAUUGCUUGCCCGUGUUCUUUGGGGCUAGCAACCCCAACAGCUGUGAUGGUGGGUACUGGUGUAGGAGCACAAAAUGGCAUCUUGAUCAAAGGUGGAGAACCUCUAGAGAUGGCUCACAAGGUUAAGGUUGUGGUAUUUGAUAAGACAGGGACCAUCACCCAUGGAACUCCAGUGGUGAUGCAGGUGAAGAUCCUAGUGGAGAGUAACCGGAUGCCACGCAAUAAGAUUUUGGCACUAGUGGGAACCGCUGAGAGCAACAGUGAGCACCCCCUGGGAGCAGCUAUUACCAAAUACUGCAAACAGGAAUUGGACACAGACACCCUUGGAACUUGUACUGAUUUUCAAGUAGUCCCUGGCUGUGGCAUUAGCUGUAAAGUCACCAAUAUUGAAGCCCUGCUGUGCAGCAGGAGUGAGACCAUGGAAGAGAACAAUGUCAGGAAUUCAGCCCUUGUGAAAAUGGAUGAGAAGAUUGAGGAAAUUAUGCAACCCGCCUUGAUUAUUGAUGAGCAGUUGCCAACUACUUGGGGUUCCCACAAGUAUUCUAUUCUAAUUGGAAACCGGGAGUGGAUGUCUAGAAAUGGUCUGCUUGUCAGAAAUGAAGUUGAUAAUGCCAUGAUUGAGCACGAACGUCGAGGUCGCACUGCUGUUCUUGUGGCUGUGGAUGGAGAACUCUGUGGCUUGGUAGCUAUUGCUGAUACUGUGAAACCUGAAGCAGAGCUGGCAGUCCGUACUUUGAAGGCUAUGGGUUUAGAAGUUGUUCUGAUGACUGGUGAUAACAGCAAAACAGCCAGGUCUAUUGCCUCUCAGGUUGGCAUCACUAAAGUGUUUGCUGAGGUCCUUCCCUCGCACAAGGUUGCCAAAGUAAAGCAACUGCAGGAAGAAGGGAAACGAGUAGCAAUGGUGGGGGAUGGGAUCAAUGAUUCCCCUGCUCUUGCCAUGGCUGAUGUUGGAAUUGCCAUUGGCACAGGCACAGAUGUGGCCAUUGAGGCAGCAGAUGUGGUUUUGAUUAGGAAUGAUUUGCUGGAUGUGGUGGCAAGCAUAGAUUUAUCACGGAAGACUGUUAGAAGGAUACGAAUCAACUUUGUCUUUGCUCUCAUUUAUAAUCUUGUCGGAGUUCCUGUAGCUGCUGGCGUCUUCCUUCCAGUUGGUUUGGUUCUGCAGCCUUGGAUGGGCUCUGCAGCAAUGGCUGCCUCUUCCGUUUCUGUUGUGUUGUCUUCUCUGCUCCUAAAAUUCUAUAAGAAACCUACCUAUGAGAAAUAUGAACGGCGUACCCAUGGCCAGGUGAGGCAGAAGAGCCCUUCUGAAAUCAGUGUCCACAUUGGAAUUGAUGAAACUGGACCAAGAUCCCCAAAGCUGAACCUCAUGGACCGAAUUGUCACUUACAGCCGAGCUUCCUUAAACUCCCUCUUCUCUGACAAGCGGUCCCUCAGCAGCAUAGUCCUCAGUGAGCCAGACAAGCACUCCCUUCUAGUUGUAGAUUCCCGGGAGGAAGACGAUACAACUCUCUGAAAGGCUUCUUUUUGCUGAGAAGUGGACUUGGUCUCUCUUCAUGCACUGAUCAAUUCUGGAGGUUGACCAGCUGCACUGUGUUUCUGAUUGUUUUGAAUUGGAUUCGAAUUGCUCAAUUGACCAGGGCAAUUCUACCCCCACCCCCACAAAAAAUCACUUCUAACUCAAGAGGUUGGCGAUUUCUGCAGUGCUUUGCCAGUAUUAGCAAGCCAGAGUUUAUCCAAAAAUCAACACUCGCAAGCCACAGUAUGCACUGGAAGCCAGUGCAGAGCAAGACACUGCUGACACCGCUGAGCUGCUGGAAUCAUGAAAGGGCAGUCACCAGCACAUGGUUUCUAGGCCAUGUCUUUGCAUGCAAUGAGACAUUUUUAUAGAGCGUGAACAAGUAAGGAUAGAAACCAUGACUUCUUUUUUCCUUUCCUUUUUUUUUUUUGAAACACAGAUGUGCCUUAUUUUGUAACGGUUAUCUUUAUAAUUUCUUCCUAGUUUGCUAUGUGUAAAAUGGCAUUUUUCAGAAAACAUUGCAACACAGGUUUUCCCAUGAUUUG
Lacerta agilis (Sand lizard) is the source of this 5236-nucleotide messenger RNA. RefSeq names its product ATPase copper transporting alpha (gene ATP7A). Gene Ontology annotation, molecular function: ATP hydrolysis activity; copper ion binding; ATPase-coupled monoatomic cation transmembrane transporter activity. Lineage: Eukaryota; Metazoa; Chordata; Lepidosauria; Squamata; Lacertidae. Gene Ontology annotation, biological process: monoatomic cation transport. The coding region runs from base 159 to 4688 and encodes 1509 amino acids. The transcript has 23 exons. Gene Ontology annotation, cellular component: membrane. The record is from RefSeq and is a predicted model, not a curated record.